CCCUCUCCUCAAAGCCCUAAAAGCUAAGACACGCUCUGGUCUAAAUGCCACUGAGAUAAGGAAGACAACUGAUGAUUCCAUAUCUAAAGUCCUAGACUGGUUUAACCGAAGUUCUUAUGCAGAUGACAAUAAGUCAUCUCUCCAACAUCCCCAAGACAUAGAGCCCAAAGGAAAAACAGACUCAAAAUCACAGAUUGCUACUGCCUUGGUGACAGAUGACACUGGUCUAAAAGAAAAUGGGUCAAAGGCUCUAUUAUCUGCUGAAGUUGAAUUGACACCUAUGGGAUCUGAUUCAACGUUACAGGUAAAGGGAAAUAUGCUGUCUUCUGGAAAUUGCCAAGAUAACAAUGUGAAUCUAAAACCAAAAUCUAUUAAUUUGUCCCAACAAGGCAAAGAAGGUCCAGGCAUAUUGCAGCCAUUUGAAAUAUAUGGUCCAAAUCAAGGAAGCAAAGCUCUGGACUAUAGCCAAGGUUCAAAAAACACAGGAGAAAGAAGUGGGGUACUUCCCCCAACCAGUAACUAUUCCUACGGUGCUCUCAAAGGAUCUGAUGGAGAAGACCAAGUUCUAUGCAAUGUUAAGGAUGUUGGCAGUGAGGGAGAAGAAGAGCCUAAGCUUUGUGCUUAUGAAAAAAAUAAAGGAAACUCAGAAGUGAAUUUUGAUGCUUCAACCAUUGUCGAAGAACCAAGUUUGAAAGACAACUCGAAGGCAGAGACAGAGAGCCAAGGAGGGAAUACUUACAUCCCCAAAGCUUCUUUAGAGUCAGAGAAUAUUGAGUCACCACCUGGGGCUGCCAAUAACACAUCUCCUUGGAAGAAACUGGAGGUCCAGCUACAAGAAGCUGGUGAGGUUCCCAAGAACCAAGUGCAAAGAGAGAAAUACAAAAGAGUGAGUGAAAGAAUAUCCUUUUGGGAAGGUGAGAAAGCUGCUGCUAAGUUGACUCAUAAAGAACCCACAUCUUCAUGCAGUCAGGAACAACCUUCUGCUAAAGCAUAUCAGCCUAUGAAGUCUAUGGACAGUUUAUCUAUGGGCCAGAGUGAAUAUAAUCAAGUCACUGCCAAACGAGUGGUCCUAGAAGAGGAUGGCCAAGCAGCCCAUCUCUCCAGUUUUUAUUCCUCAAAUAAAUCUAAAGAGACCAGGCCCCAAAUAUCAGGUCCAUCCAAAAAUUACCCCUCAGCUGACCAAUCAAGUAAAGCGUCUCUGUUUCACAAUAAGAAAAGCGAACCUAUAAAAAGAUUGCCAGUGGCAGACAGUUUGCAUUAUGAAAGGGACAUUACCUUACCGGCCCUGCAACAUCCUGCAAAUGUUGGGAGUGAAAGACAUACUCCUUUGGAGGAAGACAGAUCUCUAAUUGGUGAAUCAAAUCUCAGCUUUAAAGUUAUGUCCCUAAAAGAAAGAACAGGUGAACCCAAUACAGAACAGGUUUAUAAUCACUCUCAAUUUGAGAAUUUGAGAAAGUUUUGGGACUUAGGAGCCAAUCCAAACAGUCAGGAUAAUGUUGAGAAGAAUCCUACGACAACAAGCCAAAAAAAUUCUGUGUCUUUUAAUAGCCAGAAACACAAAGAAUUCAGUGACAUUAAAUCAUCAGGGAAAAAUACCCAUGAAAUAGAGGCACUCCUAAGCCAAAAAAAAGUUCCGGCAAUAGAGGAAGUAGAGAAAUUAAAUUCAAAGUGCACACUCCAGGUGUUACCAGAUGAAACCACGUUUCCAUUGAGACCACCCAGAAAGUCCAGUCAUCAGUCGCCAGGAAAUGAGUCAUCAAAGGAAAACGUGGAAAAGAAUAUGGAAUGGUUCAUUACUCCAGUGUUCAAGAAAGAAAAGGAUUACUCAGACCAAGAGAUUCAAGAAUCUAUAGUGAAAACAACUGUUUUGUCUAAAGACUACAAAGACACUUUUAAUGACAGCUUACAGAAGCUGCUUGCAGAAGCUUCGACACCAGCAAUCCAACCUUCUGGUGGAAAAGUUCAUGGAAAACGAGUGCUUGAACCAAGUGUCUCUGAAAAUAUGACAUGGCCUCGAAAAACAGAUUUUGCCAAUACUGAGGAAGAAGCUAAAGCACCUAAGGAGAUCAUUAAUGAGCAUGUAGACAAAACAGUAGCUCCUCCAAAGGUCAAUCCAAACACUUUGACUGCUAGUCUAGACAAAUUCUUGAAGGAAGCAACUGGAACUUCAUCCUCUCCCAUGCAAACCAUGUUGGAAUCUGUUAGCACUAGGUUCAAUUCUGAGCCUGAAGAGAGUAGAGUUUUUGAAAAAGAGAUAGAACAGAGUUACCACACAUCAGCCUAUCAGAGAGAGGAAGAAACUUUGGGAAAUACGGCUCUCCCCCAGAAAGCUGAAAGUGGUUCAGAAGAAGAACCCAGUCCCGUUUUGAAAACUUUGGAAAAGCGUUCUGCUAGAAAAAUGCCUUCCAAAAGUCUAGAAGACAUUUCAUCAGAUUCAUCAAAUCAAGCAAAAGUAGAUACUCUGCCAGAAGAAUUAGUACGUAGUGCUGAAGAUGAUCAAAAAGCAGAUCAGGAACAAGAUACAAAUGAAUGCAUACCAGGAAUUUCCACAGUGCCUUCACAACCCGAUAAUCAGUUUUCCCACCCCGACAAACUCAAAAGGAUGAGCAAGUCUGUUCCAGCAUUUCUCCAAGAUGAGAGUGAUGACAGAGAAACAGAUACAGCGUCAGAAAGCAGUUACCAGCUCAGCAGACACAAGAAGAGCCCAAGCUCUUUAACCAAUCUUAGCAGCUCCUCUGGCAUGACGUCCUUGUCUUCUGUGAGUGGCAGUGUGAUGAGCGUUUAUAGUGGAGACUUCGGCAAUCUGGAAGUGAAAGGAAAUAUUCAGUUUGCCAUCGACUAUGUGGACUCACUGAAGGAGUUGCAUGUCUUUGUGGCCCAGUGUAAAGACUUAGCAGCGGCGGAUAUUAAAAAACAGCGUUCGGACCCAUAUGUAAAGACAUAUCUAUUACCAGACAAGGGCAAGAUGGGCAAGAAGAAAACACUUGUAGUGAAGAAAACUUUGAAUCCUGUGUAUAACGAGAUCUUGCGGUAUAAAGUCGAAAAGCAAAUCUUAAAGACACAGAAGCUGAACGUGUCUGUGUGGCAUCGGGAUACAUUUAAGCGCAAUAGCUUUCUAGGGGAAGUGGAACUUGAUUUGGAAACGUGGGACUGGGAGAACAAACAGAAUAAACAGCUGAAGUGGUACCCUCUGAAGCGGAAGACAGCACCAGUUGCUCUUGAAGCAGAAAACAGGGGUGAGAUGAAGUUAGCUCUCCAGUAUGUCCCCGAGCCAAUUCCUGGUAAAAAGCUUCCUACAACUGGAGAAGUGCACAUUUGGGUGAAGGAAUGCCUUGAUCUACCACUGCUAAGGGGCAACCAUCUAAAUUCUUUUGUUAAAUGUACUAUCCUUCCAGAUACCAGUAGGAAAAGUCGCCAGAAGACGAGAGCUGUAGGGAAAACCACCAACCCUGUCUUCAACCACACCAUGGUGUACGAUGGGUUCAGGCCUGAAGACCUGACAGAAGCCUGUGUAGAGCUUACCGUCUGGGACCAUUACAAGUUAACCAACCAGUUUUUGGGAGGCCUUCGGAUUGGCUUUGGAACAGGUAAAAGCUAUGGUACUGAAGUAGAUUGGAUGGACUCUACUUCAGAGGAAGUUGCUCUCUGGGAAAAGAUGGUAAAUUCCCCCAACACUUGGAUUGAAGCAACCUUGCCUCUCAGAAUGCUGUUGAUUGCCAAAAUUUCCAAAUGAACCCAAAAGUCUUCUCCUCUGAAAACUGCUGAACAGGUGGACUCUCAUCUUGAAAAUCUGACUGUGUGGACAGAGAUCAUCACCUAUCUAUUGCCACUAACAAAUGCUACACAGCACGUUGAAGUCAACCUGCAUGAUGUGCUUCUUUGGUUACAAGGCCCAAGAGAUUUAAAUAAUCACAAAAUGGGUAACUUAUUUGUGACUCCAACAGUAAAGAAGAUAGUUGAGAAAGCUAGGAAAAUUGAACUGUUGCUGCUGCUUCAAAGAAAAAGCUGCCCAAAAAAUAUUAAAUGUGGGGUGUGGGUUAACAAGCAGAAUUUUCUAGUUUGCCGUCAUGUGUUUCACAACACAGUCUGGAGCUACAGUUAGGAGGGUCUGCCACUUGAUCAUUGAAAGCCCUUGCAGGAACUGAAAACAAGUAAGUUGUGGAAAAGAGUGACAGAAAGAUACUCCGACGAGGGGGAGAAAAGGCAGAAUAUUUGUGAUGAUAAAGAAUUUGACCAUAAGAAAACUAUUUACUCUGCAAUCUCUAUUAAAAUGUGGAAUUCCAUGUUAGCGCCACGAGACUGAAUUUACUGCAUGUAUUUCUGCCUUGAGAAACUGCUUCCCUUUUCCCAGUGUUAAAACAGUCUCAAGUGUACUUUGGUGCCACCCACUGGCCAUAGGUGGAAUUCAGUUUUGGGCUCAAUUUUUCUCCUAAGAUAGGUCUCAAGCCUGUAUUUUGUAAUAGGUAUGUAAAAAAACCCCCCAAAACCUUGCAUAUAUAAGGUUUUGUUUUUCUUGUAACUCUACUAUAUAAAAGCAGCAUGAGAGUGGUCACAGGCAUGCUUUGCAAUAAAGUUUUAAUUAGAAUGUAAAUUGUUAAAUUAUACUGUACUUCUAUGUAUGUAUAAUUUUCAUAAAGUAUUUUAUAAAAAUCCUUAGAAUAAAUUAUAUGAUUUAAUC
Equus quagga is the source of this 4678-nucleotide messenger RNA. It is a transcript of the gene SYTL2, whose product is annotated as synaptotagmin like 2. Lineage: Eukaryota; Metazoa; Chordata; Mammalia; Perissodactyla; Equidae. The coding region runs from base 281 to 3733 and encodes 1150 amino acids. The transcript is spliced from 13 exons. Gene Ontology annotation, molecular function: neurexin family protein binding; small GTPase binding. Gene Ontology annotation, biological process: intracellular protein transport; exocytosis. Gene Ontology annotation, cellular component: plasma membrane; exocytic vesicle. The record is from RefSeq and is a predicted model, not a curated record.